Messenger RNA from Epinephelus moara (kelp grouper), 5702 nucleotides. Its product is annotated as transcriptional coactivator YAP1-like. Gene Ontology annotation, biological process: hippo signaling; positive regulation of transcription by RNA polymerase II. Gene Ontology annotation, molecular function: protein binding; transcription coactivator activity; transcription corepressor activity. Gene Ontology annotation, cellular component: nucleus; cytoplasm. The transcript is spliced from 10 exons. The record is from RefSeq and is a predicted model, not a curated record. NCBI's taxonomy places the organism in Eukaryota, Metazoa, Chordata, Actinopteri, Perciformes, Serranidae. The coding region runs from base 279 to 1442 and encodes 387 amino acids.
AACCCCUUAAAAACCAGAGUAGACCCAGGCACGAAAAAUGACUUCCAGGCUGAUGUCUCCCUCUCUUGUAUAUCAUCUUAAGCUGUCUCCUGUCACCUCUGCCUACACUUGGCCCUCUGCCUCUUUCCUUCAGCAGGAGAAAACCGCACUAACUGGAAACUGCACAGAGGAGAAUUAAAUCACGGCCAAAGGAUAUUAGGAAUACGCAGAGACAGAGAGAGAGGGGGGAAACGGUCUGGCUGCUUGAAGAUUUGUUUCGACACCAAACUUUGGGCGACAUGGACGCGCACCGCGGCGCGCCUCCGGCCGGGCAGCAGAUCGUGCACGUCCGCGGGGACUCGCAGACGGAGCUGGAGGCCCUCUUCAGCGCCGUGAUGAACCCCAGCAAGUCGGCCAGACAGCCGUCCUCUCUGCCCAUGAGGAUGAGGAAGCUGCCGGACUCCUUCUUCAGGCAGCCGGACUCACGGGGCCACUCCAGACAAGCCAGUUCGGAUGGAGGCGUGUGCGGCUCCCUCACUCCUCAUCACGUCCGCGCCCAUUCCUCCCCUGCCUCCCUCCCAGUCAACUCCCUCUCCACUCAAGCAGCAGAUGUAGCGGCGGCACCGAUCAUACCUGACGACGUGCCACUCCCCCACGGUUGGGAAAUGGCCAAAACACCUACUGGCCAACGUUACUUCCUCAAUCACCUGGAAAAGACAACCACUUGGCACGACCCUCGACUUGCGCAGCUUCAGUCGGCUGCGUCUCAGCAUCCCAUCCCUGGCCCUCCGGUCCACGCCCACUCUCUCAGCAACCCAGCACCCACUACACAACCACAAAACAUCAAUCCAGAGACAGGUCCACUGCCUGAAGGCUGGGAGAAGGCUGUGACUGCAGAUGGAGAGGUGUACUACAUCGAUCACAUAAAUAAGACCACCUCAUGGGUCGACCCGCGUCUAGCCCAGAAGAUGAACCCCGGCAUCCUCGGCUUGGCACUGCAGCAAAGGCAGGAAAAGGAAAGGCUUAGAUGCAAACAAGGCCUCCCUCCGCAAAUCUCACAGGAGGCAGGAGGAAGGAACCAGAUGCCCGGUGGGAUGGACCAUGACAGGAACGCACAGACACUUGUCCCGUCUCUGGAUGUCAGAAUCAGAGGCUCAAACCAUGAACCCACACUAAAUGGCGCUCACUCCCGUAAUGAGAGCACUGACAGCGGUCUGAGCGUCAGCAGCUUACCCCGCACAUCGGACCACAUGUUGAGCUCUGUGGAUCACAUGGACACUGGCGACUCCAGCGAGGCCUCCUCGAUGACCUUACAGGAGUCGAUGCCUGUGCUCCCAAUGUCUGAGGGCGAGGAGCUAAUGCCCUGCAUCCCAGAGGGUCUCAGUUCAGACCUCCUGAUGGACAUGGAGACUGUUCUCUCUGGGUCGCACAUGGACAGAGACAGCCUGCUCACCUGGCUAUAGACACACCCAGCCGCCGCCCCGUCACAUCAAACCACAUCAAAUCUUCAUAACAUGACUGAGAAUUCUGGAGAAUCUUUGGUACAGAGUGACGUUACAGAGAGAUUAUGCUACUGUUGUGUGAUGGAUUCCUAACACUACUCGCACCCUGAGGAAUGAAAAAACCCUGACUCGCGCAGAAGGUGGUAAGCUGCUGGUGUUCACUCCUUUUUUUGGGCCUGGUUUUACAUAGAUGCAUGACGGAGCAUCCAUUCUGACAACACUCCUUUCUCUUUAGUCAUCGACCUCAGAUCAUCUCUGGUGAAGCGCGUCACAGUUAAUUUUAGACUACAGAUUUCUUUUAUUAUUCCCACUUGGGUAAUAGUGUUUGCUGCAAGCUUUUAAAAACAGUGUCAAGCCAAUGAACUCUGCAUGUAGCAGUUACAUGAAUGCACAAAAAGACAUGUUAAAACAGCAUGAAGGUUGAACAAACGAUAAUUAACAGAAACAAAAGAUAUUAGGAAUGGGAAUUGACAAGAUUUCCUUGAAACCAAUGCCAUUAUCCUGAUACCUGAUUGAUUUCUCUGUGAAAAAGGUCGGCUCACACAAGUUUUCAGCAUCAGCACCUCUGUUUUAUUAACAUAUCUGUCUAAGCACAGUCUAGAAACAGAGUAGAAAAAAAGCAUUAUCAUUUUGAACACAUUACAAGCAACACUGUUGUCAUCUUUGUGAAAUGAAGCCACCCUUUCCUCCCCUCCGCCAUGACUCUGUUUUGCAAGUUUACAGCUGUUAAGAUGCACAAGUUUGACGUCAUUGUUUUGCAACAGCAUCCGUCAGAAAAACAUGUCGACAUCGAUAAAAGAUACUGAUAAGCUCCAAGGCAUAUGACUCCCAAAGAUCAGACAAUUUGGAACCAGCUCUCAAUCCCCAUCCCUAAAAGGAAUACCCACAUUCCCCUUGAUUACUUCAUAUAGUUUGUGGGAUAAAGAGAAAAGAACAUCUCGUGCUGCUGUGUCUAAGCAGCCUGUAAUUUGGGAUUUUAAUGCUCAUAGUUGUCUGAAACAUGUUCCUAAAAAGCAUGAGGAUUGAGAGCGAGGGAUGAAUCAAAUAAUUUAACACUACACUGGUUCCAUAAACCAAAACAAGUCCCUCACAUUACCAGGUUACACAGAAACACCAAGGAAGGGAGGGGAGGACGCACCCUUGUGGUGAGCUAAUGAAAGGUAAAGAACACUAACAGGAGCACAGUUUGCUGUCAAACUUUAAUUUAAAAAUUCACACAAGCCAAAAAACAGUAUUAACAGCCUUGUUAGAGUCACUUAUAAGCCUGCAUGGAAUAUCUUUAAGGUUUUUAGUAAUUAAGUGGAGGAUAAGCUUUCACUGAUCACAGUGGAGACGAUCAAAUCAAAGUCUGUCAGAGGCCUUCACACUUAGAGAAAUAAAGGCUACAGGAUAAUGAACUUCAGGCACUACAACUACAAAAAAAGUGUGAUUUUAGGACGUCUGUUUACAGAAAGGAGCGCUGGAACAUAAAGUGGAUCCACAGUAAACAAGCACAUGUUCAGUAUAAUGCAAUCCGACACAACUGAGGGUUUCCCCCACAAUAAUCCUGAAGCAUCUGGUCGUCUGAUCAAUUUAGUUAAUGAAUGACAGCCUCACUAUAGUCACAUAAGAUAUAUAUAUAUAGCCGUUCCUGGGUUAAGUAGUUUUAUUUUAUGAAAGUGUGUUAACGAACACUGCAGACAAACCCGCAGCAGUGUCGCUAUAAAACACAUUUUUUAAAGUUGCUAAUAUUCAGGUUUUGUUAAUACUGUUUUUAUUGUUGUGCUGGAUUGCAUUUUAUUGCAGUGUUCCAGUCGUUUUUUCCCACUCCAGCAUUGAAUAUAAGCUUCACAAAGGUAGUAUUUAUUGGGGAUUUGUGUUACUGGAUUGCAUCAUAUUGUACAGUUGUAAUUUUAUUCUGUCCACCCCUUGUUUUAGAAAGGAUGCCACAUAGUUGCCAUCAGGGCCUGACAGUUUCUCUCCUUAGUGUGCAGCAGAUUUUAGCUCUCAUAAAACAUAAAUUAAAAAAACAUUCAAUUAAUCCCUUUUCUUACUUCUCCCAUUAUUGGCUUGAUACAUUCCUAAUAAUUUCCCCUUUUCAAAUCUGAACCGUCUCAGUCACAUUUGUAAAGUUUUAGCUCUUUAACUACAAAUUGUAUGUCCAUGCAUCUCCAAAAUCAAUAAGCAGACUCUUGAAACUUGUUUGUUGUGAAAUUUCUCAGUCUGGUUUUGUACACAUGGUAUAGUGGAUCACAGUAUCAUCAUCCUUUUCUUUAAAUAAUACACCUUAUAUAAAGAAAACUCACAACAAAAAUAUAAAUGACCAAAAAUAAAGGCCAAAAUUAAAGUCAUCUUUACAGCAGUGGUUCCCAACUGGUCCAACCCUAGGGUCGGGAUUUCUCCUUGGUUAUUAGGUCUACACAGUUUAAUAUAAUCAGAGUCAUACUUGAGUUUGGCCAUGUGGUCAAGCUAGUUUGCUGUCUCUGUCAAGUAGCUGUCCGUUAUAGCAGGAAACAGCACUUCAAAAUAAAAUCUCUGUGCUGUCAAAUUCACUUUUUUCACUGUAAAUAUAUAUAAAGUGCAUUUUUUUAUUACUAACUUGACACAUCUCCGAGUCACUUGCGGUCCAUUCAGAAUGGACCCACGACUCACUUUUAGACCAUGACCCACCAGCAGGGAACCAAUGCUUUACAGAGUAGUCUCCAGCAAAUACAGUCUUCCAUUUUAAGCCAUUAAUAAUGUGUAAAAGGGCUUAAUAUUAAGGGUUCCCACACAUUUUCAUUUACAAAAUUUUCAAGGACCCAUAUUAAAGAUUUUUUUUUAUGUCUUGCCCCACUUGCCUGGCAUUUUUAAACAUAUCAGAUUGGAACUCUAUUCAAACAUAAUUUCAGCUAGCUGGCAUAUCUGAAGGGAGAGACGAAAUGUAUGUGAUGAUAAAUGAAACACAAACAUUAAUGCAUGUAAGAGCUACAUUAUGUCGAUGGCAACAGAAAAUAAUUUUACUGUUAUCUUACAUUACAUUGAAGGUUAUUCACAGAGGAUUACUGUAACAGUGUCAUUAUACACAACAAAAUCCUUUGACUUCCAUGACUUUCCCAGGCCUGGAAAGUGUGGUUGUGAAAUUCCAUGACGUUUCCAGGUUUUUCAUGACUGUGGGAACUCUGAGUAACAGUGUUAACUCCCUUCCAUGUUAGAAUAUUUAUAAAACACUAUUUUAAGUCAGUCUUUGGUAAUUAAUUGCACAACAGAAGCAAGUUUCAAGAUCAUGCUAACAUAUUUUCAUACUGUAUGGAUUAGAUGCCUGAAACAGUAGGAAAACUUGUUCAUAUUUCUAAAGUUGCUUAAUACUCAGCAGUGACGUAAACUGUGUGUUGUAAAUACACUAAAAGAUGCUGGUAGAAUCCUUUAAAAAUAAUCCUGGUCAAUGCCCUUGAGAUAUUAGUUUGCUACCACUCUACUGAGUUAUGAUUUCCUCUGUCUGCAGCUCAGUUUUCCACUCUGAAAAAGCUGUAUUGUGAGUGGGAACCAUUAAAAUAUCAUGCUUUAAAAAUGGAUUUCAGUCAAAGGGUCAUAGCAUAAGUCAAGUAUUCUGUUCUGCCUCCUCAGAAAAAGCAACAUACUAAUUGCAGAUGCUGUGUUCUUGGUGUAUUUUGUUCUAACUGUCUAAGUGCUAUCUGGUGCUGUAAUACAGAAGGCAAUCGUCAGUAAGGGGAGCUCUUUAACUCUCCUCUUUUAGUUAAACUAUAUAAUAAGUAUAUAAUCUGUUUUUGUUUUGUUUUUGUUUUUAUCCGCUGGGUUGUUUCUGCAGUGUGUUUUUAUUUUAUCUGAAUUUGAAGCUGUUAAUUAUUGGUGAGAGCAUUUCUUGUAACCAGCUUCCUGUUUAUAUAUAUACAGUAUUUAGCGGUCAUUCACAACAUCCCCAAAUAAAGAGCCAAGUCACCCUUAUCUUCUCUAAGUUAAAGUACCACAGGCCUGGAGCGACUUACUGUCCACACACACGAUGCAACACACUACCUAGCCUUUUAUUUAUGUUAGCAUGCAUGACACCUGCUAUGUAUGUUCCAUAUAAUGAUGUUUUAUUAUCCCAUUUACAGAGAGUUUGGAGGCAAUCAGAUUUGUUUUGUACCUUUUUAUGCAUGUGCUUUAUAUAAAUAUAUUUCGUCUUACUCUCACUGUAAUCAUUUUAAAGGAGUUUCUGUUUAAUAAACUUUUAAAUACACACGGCAAGUGGUUGUUUCUACU